GUUUGCCUUCCUCAGGUUACUCUCUGCGGGCUCAUUUGCUGGCUGUGCGAGCAGGAAAGGGAAGUCUCCGGAGCUCCAGAGAUGCACUGUGCUGAGGCCAAGAGGCCUUUAAUUAAAUUCGACCACUGCAAGAUGUCCAUCUACAGCUUCGGGGUGCCACAGCGCUGCCCCCUCUGCCAGCAGGACGUGGGCUCGGCCAGGUUGGAGGAAGCCCCGAUCAGCAUCUCCAGUCCACUUACCAACGGGCAUCGGGAAACAUGUUCCUUCCUCCUCAGACCAACCCAGGGCACGUUUCUUAGGGAGUACGAUGGGCAGGCUGAUCUUCAUGUUGGAAUAACCAGUACCACAGGGGUCGUGUACCAUUACACAGCACUGGGUGUCCAGCGGGACCGGGCGGGGUGGGAGCAGAGCCUGAGCGUCCCCCUGGUGCAGCCCGGCCUGUUCGCACUGAUGGACCAGUGGGACAAGUACCUGGAGGACUUCUCUGCCGCAGGGGCCUGGCUGCCCCACAGGUACGAAGAAGAUCACCACAACUGCUACAGCUAUGCCCUCACCUUCGUCAACUGCGUUCUGAGCAUUGAAGGCAAAGCACAGCUGGACAAGAGCGAGUUCACGGAGAAGUAUGUGCUUCCUAGGACGAGGCUGGCCUCCAAGUACAUCACACUCCACCGGGCCGUGGAGGAGCAUGGCUUCUACGCCAUCGACUGGCCCCACCCUGAGACAAGCCGUCCCUGAGGAAGCCCGUGUGCGCGUGUGUGUGUGUGCGUGUACGUGUGUGUGUGCACGUGUGCUGGAGAGGGGAUGGCUGCUAUGGGUCACCUAAGGGCAUUUCACCAUGGCUGAGCACACGCAUGGCUUUUCUUCAAGGUGAGGGGUCACGGAGCUAGUAGACAUUUCAGGCCGGGGUUGUGGCCUGGUGUGUGCCAGGUCCUGCAUCUCACCCCCAGCACUGCAAUGAACAAACACUAACAAAUAAAACUGU
Molecule: messenger RNA, 982 nt
Organism: Dipodomys ordii (Ord's kangaroo rat)
Lineage: Eukaryota; Metazoa; Chordata; Mammalia; Rodentia; Heteromyidae
Gene: Mkrn2os
Product: MKRN2 opposite strand
Exons: 4
Coding region: 82-735 (217 amino acids)
Source: RefSeq, a predicted model, not a curated record